CGAGGGACUUGUCGGGAUCUCGGCUCCGUAACAAUUCUGCAUUUUCGUUGGCGGAUGUGACAGGGGUCUUGUAUUACUGCCAUUCAGCGCCUUGAAAUUACUAUACAUCGUACGUCACGUACGUUGGAGAGCACCUUUGAAACAUUUCGAACAAACUUGUCACUUGGAUGACAGCCGGCGUUUGAAAAUAAGUUUUUGAACUGAUUAAAGCAAUAUUUGAUAACAUAUUCCAACAGCACGAGAAAGUUUUUACAAUCAAGUGCUGUUUAUUGUGGGUAGUUUAACUGAAAAGUACAGUACAUAGUGCGAUGGCCUCUCCUUUAAAAAUUGAUGGAAGUCUGGGCGAAGGGGGUGGGCAAGUGCUGCGGAUAGCGUUGAGCCUGAGCGCACUCUACAGAAUACCUAUAGAGAUUAUCAACAUCCGAGCUGGUCGAUCGAAGCCUGGCUUAGCAGCACAACAUCUGAAAGGCGUUGAGCUGGUUAAACAAAUGUGCAAUGCGAGAGUUAAUGGGACCUAUAUUGGAUCAACGCGUUUGGAAUUCUGGCCUGAUUCCCUACGAAACUACAAUAAAGAAAUUCGCGCAGACAUUCAGACAGCAGGCUGCAUUUGCCUUUUGGCUCAGGUGGCAAUACCCUGUGCUCUGUUCCUACGCUGUUCAAACCCUAUCAACUUGAUCCUCAAAGGAGGGACUAAUGUUCCAAUGGGUCCAUCCAUAGAGUAUCUCACUGAAGUCUUCAAGCCCUUGCUCAAUAAAUUUGGAGCAACUUUUGAGUUUACAGUAGUCAAAAGGGGGUACUUUCCAAAAGGUGGUGGAGAGGUCCACCUCAGCAUAUCCCCAGUAAAAAAAUUGAAUGCUGUGACAUUAUUGGAGCCAGGUCAUCCAGUCAGUAUUUCAGGGUGGGCUUAUGUUGCAGGAACUGUCAACAUUGCUGAAGCAAAUCAGAUGGCUGUUGAAGCAAAGAAAACCAUAAGUAAAAAAUUAGAUGAAAAUAAAAUAUCUGUGCCACCUAUCAAUAUUGAAACUUACAGAGAAGACAGAAGUAUGGCAGUAGGGAAUGGAUCUGGCAUCAAUAUAGUUUGCCGAACAAGUACUGACUGUACAUUCGGAGGUUGUGGUUUAGGUUCUUCAUCUCAAACCUCCGCAGGGGUAAUUGCUGCCCAAGAAAUUCUCGUUCCCCUUACAGAACGAGGAUGCGUCGACGAACAUUUACAAGAUCAGAUGAUUAUUCUAAUGGCUUUGGCUUCUGGACGAUCCAAAAUAAGGACAGGAACUAGAGAGUUGACUUGUCACACUAAAACGGCGAUCCAAGUUGCUGAGCUGAUGCUUCGCGACAAGGGUCUUAGCUUUCACUGUUCCAAGGAGCAAAAUGAAGAUGGAGGCCCAGAAACAUUCGUCGUGGAGUGUGAAGGGCUUGCACUGACCAAUGACAGUAAGUCAGAUGUCUCCUGAUGAUUAAAUUAAGAAAGUACAAUUAAAUUCAAAUAUUCAAUAGGAUCAGCAUUUAGUGCCUAGUCAUUUGAUAUCUUCAAUGUCAGACCGUGUCAGGUAAGUGAAUUGUCACAAUUCUUGAAUGUUGAUGAAUUGUUGUAAAAUUAAUUGUCCUCAAUUUAUAUUAUGUUAUUGUAAGAAACGAAGAGGACUUGCGCGUGUGUAGAAUAAUCUUAUAUUGGGAUAACACUUACAAAAACUUUAUUUUGUUAUGUACAAAACAGGAAUAGAUACAGCCAUGACUUAUGUCAUUAUUUGGUUCGAUUGAAGUUGAUUCAUUCUUGUUUUUGUCGAAAGAAAGGUUCAACCGCCCUUGUGAAUUCUGUUUCAAAAUUUUCACUUGAAAAUCGGUUGACGGAGGCUCUGAAACCGAAAUGUUGUACAUUCUUACUUAUUUGUAGAAAAGUUGGUAUUCAUAAUAGAUAUACACAAAUGCCCUCGCAAAUUUUAACGGACCAGAAGCAUUUAUAAUAAUACUAAUUAUUGAUGUUAAUUUGAACUUGAAUGAAGUCCUACCGAAAUCAUGGAUUUUGACAACGCGAAGUAUAAUAAAACUCAUUGCCAGCUUCCGUAAA
Molecule: messenger RNA, 2065 nt
Organism: Athalia rosae (coleseed sawfly)
Lineage: Eukaryota; Metazoa; Arthropoda; Insecta; Hymenoptera; Athaliidae
Gene: Rtca
Product: RNA 3'-terminal phosphate cyclase
Exons: 7
Coding region: 309-1451 (380 amino acids)
Biological process (GO): RNA processing
Cellular component (GO): nucleus
Molecular function (GO): RNA-3'-phosphate cyclase activity
Source: RefSeq, a predicted model, not a curated record